Lachnellula hyalina is the source of this 2079-nucleotide messenger RNA. Its product is annotated as NADPH--cytochrome P450 reductase. The record is from RefSeq and is a predicted model, not a curated record. Gene Ontology annotation, molecular function: FMN binding; flavin adenine dinucleotide binding; NADPH-hemoprotein reductase activity. The transcript has 2 exons. Bases 1 to 2079 code for a protein of 692 amino acids. Gene Ontology annotation, cellular component: cytosol. NCBI's taxonomy places the organism in Eukaryota, Fungi, Ascomycota, Leotiomycetes, Helotiales, Lachnaceae.
AUGGCACAACUUGACACUCUGGACAUCAUUGUCCUGGCCGUCAUCCUCUGCGGAUCCGUUGCUUACUUCACUAAAGGGACAUAUUGGGGAAUUGCAAAGGAUCCCUAUGCCUCCACCUACUCUGCCGCCAAUGGCAACAAGGCAGCCAAGACGAGAAACAUUGUGGAGAAGAUGGAUGAGACGGGGAAGAACUGUGUCGUCUUCUACGGGUCUCAAACCGGCACAGCAGAGGAUUAUGCCUCUAGGUUAGCAAAGGAGGGGAAGAGUCGAUUUGGUCUGGAGACAAUGGUGGCAGAUUUGGAAGACUACGAAUAUGAAAAUCUCGAUACCUUCCCAGAGGACAAAGUCGCCGUUUUCGUCCUGGCUACCUACGGCGAGGGUGAGCCAACCGAUAACGCCGUUGAUUUCUACGAAUUCAUCACUGGAGAUGAGCCGACUUUCUCUGAAUCCUCCGAACCCCCACUUGGCAACUUGAAGUUCGUUGCUUUCGGUCUGGGCAACAACACCUACGAGCACUACAACUCAAUGGUUCGCAACGUCAGCAAAGCAUUGGAGAAGCUCGGAGCUGUCAAGAUUGGUGCGGCUGGAGAAGGGGAUGAUGGAGCCGGUACUAUGGAAGAAGACUUUCUAGCCUGGAAGGACCCUAUGUGGACCGCUCUGGCAGAGAAGAUGGGUCUCGAAGAGCGUGAGGCAGUUUACGAGCCCGUGUUCGGCAUUACCGAGAAGGAAGAAUUGACAAAAGAUUCCCCUGAGGUUUACCUUGGAGAGCCCAACAAGAUGCACCUCGAGGGUACUUCGAAGGGUCCAUACAACGCCCACAACCCCUACAUAGCCCCAAUUGCCGAAUCUCGGGAAAUCUUCACAGUCAAAGACCGAAACUGCUUGCACCUGGAAAUCGAUAUCAGCGGGUCAAAUCUAAGCUACCAGACAGGAGACCAUAUUGCUGUCUGGCCAACAAAUGCAGGUAAGGAAGUGGACAGAUUCCUUGCCGUCACUGGCCUUUUGCCAAAGCGAGACGCUGUCAUUAGUGUCAAGGCUCUGGAUCCAACAGCCAAAGUACCUUUCCCAGCACCAACAACCUACGAUGCAAUUGUCCGGUACCAUAUGGAAAUCUGUGCUCCUGUCUCUCGUCAAUUCGUUGCAACCUUGGCCCCAUUCGCGCCGACUGAAGAUGCAAAGGCAGAAAUGGCUAAGUUGGGAAGCGACAAAGAUUAUUUCCACGAGAAAAUCAGCAACAAGUACUUGAACAUUGCCCAGACAUUGGAGGUUAUUGGAGGCGGAGAACAGUGGCCCGCCAUUCCUUUCUCUGCCUUCAUUGAAGGUCUAACUAAAAUUCAGCCGAGGUACUACUCAAUUUCAUCAUCAUCGCUGGUUCAAAAGCACAAGAUUUCGAUCACCGCUGUCGUUGAGUCGGUGCAAAUUGCAGGUCGAACAGAUGCUCUUAAGGGAGUAACAACAAACUACCUGCUAGCCCUAAAGCAAAAGCAACAUGGCGACCCCAACCCAGAUCCUCACGGACUGACUUACGACAUCACCGGCCCACGAAACAAGUACGAUGGCGUCCACGUCCCAGUCCAUGUCCGCCACUCGAACUUCAAGCUCCCCUCCGACCCUUCCAAGCCCAUUAUCAUGAUCGGGCCCGGUACCGGAGUUGCACCCUUCCGUGGUUUCGUACAAGAGCGCGCUCAACAAGCCAAGAAUGGCGAGGAUGUAGGCAGGACGCUUCUGUUCUUCGGCUGCAGAAAGCAGUCUGAAGAUUUCCUGUAUUCGGAAGAGUGGAAGGAAUACAAGGAGGCUCUCGGCGACAAGUUUGAGCUCAUCACUGCCUUUUCUCGCGAGGGAUCUAAGAAAGUAUAUGUGCAGCAUCGUCUGGAGGAAUAUGCCAAAGAGGUCAACGAGCUGUUGCUGCAGAAGGCAUACUUUUAUGUUUGUGGUGACGCAGCAAAUAUGGCGAGGGAGGUCAACAUUGUGUUGGCGAAAAUCAUCGCGAAGCAGAGAGGUGUGCCAGAGGCGAAGGGUGAGGAGGUUGUUAAGGCUAUGAGAUCUUCAAGUCAAUACCAGGAGGAUGUUUGGUCGUGA